UGGCAACGAAUCCGGUGCAUGGUGGUGCAUCUGGGGAAGAUGAUAGCAUCUUUCAAGCGGCAGAAUAAUCGAUCGAAUAAUAGCGAUAAAGGGAAUGUUAGUUUGCGAUUUUGCAGAGAUCUCCAGACGUUGGCCAUUGUUCAGUGGCAGUGUUUUAGGGCUUGUAACCGUCUCAAUGAUGAAUGUGGUCUAUCGAAUGUAUCCAUUUUUGGGAUGUUUUUCUACGUGCUCACUGCAAAAAGUUUUCAGCUAUUCUACAUUUGCUCGAUCGAGUUCAAACGUCACGGGUUUACCUUCACUCAUUUGCUAGAACCAACUGUGCUGAUAAUCGCAGUUUUUUUAUACUUUUUUACAUCCGCCUAUCUUGGUGAAAUGGUACUGAGAGAGACACAGCUCGUGAUAAACAAUCUGCACAAAUUUGAGUCUAUGCAUACGACUUCCCAGCAUAAAAUUAACCAGUCGGAGUUAGUUGAGCAGCUGGGCAAUCAAAUCGUGCAUCAACCUGUAUGCUUUAAUGUGAUCAAUUUCUUUCAGAUAGAUCUCAAAUUUUUCCAUUUGGUGAUGGCAUCCGUCGCAACAUAUUUAAUCAUAUUAUUGCAAUUCGAUUUCCAAAAUUAAUGUUCAAGCUCGCACACACACUACAUAAUCGUUGUUGGGAUCAACUCAAAAUGGUUCCUCGUCGUGAAAAACGUAUGUUCCUGCCACCUUUGUUAAAGACAUCAAUCUUUCACAGUAUGCACACGCCACGGGUAAGUGUAGUGAAUGCACGUGCGCACAGCCGUUAGUGCU
Anopheles gambiae (African malaria mosquito) is the source of this 789-nucleotide messenger RNA. RefSeq lists its product as uncharacterized. Gene Ontology annotation, biological process: sensory perception of taste. NCBI's taxonomy places the organism in Eukaryota, Metazoa, Arthropoda, Insecta, Diptera, Culicidae. Gene Ontology annotation, cellular component: neuronal cell body; axon; dendrite. The record is from RefSeq and is a predicted model, not a curated record. Bases 19 to 618 code for a protein of 199 amino acids. The transcript is spliced from 6 exons.